This is a messenger RNA of Xenia sp. Carnegie-2017, 2385 nucleotides long. RefSeq names its product caspase-7-like. Bases 88 to 2019 code for a protein of 643 amino acids. Gene Ontology annotation, molecular function: cysteine-type endopeptidase activity. The record is from RefSeq and is a predicted model, not a curated record. The transcript has 3 exons. NCBI's taxonomy places the organism in Eukaryota, Metazoa, Cnidaria, Anthozoa, Malacalcyonacea, Xeniidae. Gene Ontology annotation, biological process: proteolysis.
UACGUGUCUGCAUGGUGCAAUUGUUAUGUACGCUCAACAGAACGAAUUCCGUUCAUACACUUCAUUUGAUAACAGUUUGUUCCAAAGAUGGCAAACAACUCAAACAUGCAAUUUUUAUUUAAAAAGUAUGAAGUUAAAAAUGCUUACGUUUUCGCAAUAAUCAACGAGAAGUUUGAAGAUCCUCGUUUUAAGACACGUAAAGGUGCUCUUGAUGACUUCCAAAAUGUGAGGACGUUGAUGGAGGAAUUUGGUUUUGAACUCAAUAUUAAAGAAAAUCUGACUAAAAAAAAAAUGCUAGAGGUGUUCAAAAGAAUGAAAGAACCAACAUUCAACAACAAUGACGCAUUUAUAUGUUUUAUAUCUAGUCAUGGAGAGGGUGAGUACUUUAAAGACAGUAGGGAAAAUAAUAGACAGAGAGAUGGAGUGUACGGAACUGAUGGUGAAAUUGUUUACCUUAACGGUCUUGUCGAUAUACUGGCACACAACAAAUCUUUGAAAGGAAAGCCAAUUAUUAUUAUUGCACAACAUUGCCGAGGAAAGGAAAUCACCCAGCAAAAUGAAGUGAAGAAGAAUUCUAGCGGUAAAGCUAUCAAGCAGAGUAUUCGUACUACCCCCAUCUCAAUACCAUCGCAUCGCAAUGUUUUAAUUGCAUAUUCCACCGUUUUUAACGCUGAAUCUUACCGAGAUCCUGAAAAAGGUUCAUUGUUCAUUUAUUACUUCAUGGAGGUUCUCCGACAUAAUGAUGAAAACAUGUCGUUGAUUGAUAUUCUGUCAAAAGUGCAUAAUCAUGUUGCUAGAUGUUCUUUUGGAAAUGGCUUAAAACAGAUGCCUUGCUUUUCGAACAGUCUCACGAUGUCUGUAUUUUUCAAAAAAUCCAUUAAAGGAACUAAGGUCUCUUUGCCUAUAGUAGUUCCCACUAGUGAAACCCAACAAUCUGAUGAAGAUUCAAACUCCGAUGCUACCGAAAACGAAGGAGUUCCCACUAGUGAAACCCAACAAUCUGAUGAAGAUUCAAACGAUGCUACCGAAAACGAAGGAGUUCCACUAGUGAAACAACAAUCUGAUGAAGAUUCAAACUCCGAUGCUACCAAAAACGAAGGAGUUCCCACUAGUGAAACCCAACAAUCUGAUGAAGAUUCAAACUCCGAUGCUACCGAAAACGAAAGAGUUCCCAUUAGUGAAACCCAACAAUCUGAUAAAGAUUCAAACUCCGAUGCUACCAAAAACGGAGGAGUUCUCAUUAGUGAAACCCAACAAUCUCAUAAAGAUUCAAACUCCGAUGCUACCGAAAACGAAGAUAAUGAAGAUGUUUCAAAAACUGAGCGUUUAAUCAAGAAGGCUUUUGUUUUUAUAAUAAUCAAUGAAGUCUUUGAUACAAAGAAACGAGAAGGUGCUCAAGUUGACUUAAGGAAUAUUGAAAAAGUGUGCAAAACCUUUGGCUUUACGAAACAUGUGGAAUUGAAUUUGGAAAGAGAUGAAAUGGAAAUAAUCCUCAAGAAGAUAGAAAAUGAUGACUUUAAGGUAUACGAUGCGUUGAUUGUAUUCAUAUCCAGUUACGGAGAACAUAAUGACGUCAUUGGAGUUUGUGGUCAGAAGAUUUCUAUUGACGAUUUCGUUAAGUCGAUGGCCAGAAAUAAAACCUUAAAUAACUCAAGAGAAAAUAAGCCGAAGCUUAUUUUUUUUGAAAAUAGUAACUACAGUGUGGUUGAAACCGAUCACGGCAGUGACGUUCCAUUGCCUAUGCAUGCUGACGUUCCAUUGCCUAUGCAUGCUGACGUUCUCGUCGCCCAUUCUAAUUUGCUUAGAGGUAAAACAUAUCAUGACUCUGUGUUUGGCUCGUGGUUUAUGCAUUGGUUAACAACUUUUUUGAAGGAUUUCGGUGACAAAAUGUCGUUGACUCAUAUUCUCACUAUGGUAAAUGACUUUGUAGCUAAUGUUGGUGUGAGAGGCACUAAGGAUCAAGUGCCUUGUUUUUCGAGCAGUUUGAGAAUGGCUCUCCGUUUUCAAAGAGUUGUGUAAGCCACAUAGCUGCGGCUGCAUGAUUCUAAAUAUGGACAAGUUUCAUUUAUGCACUGUAAGUUCAGUAUUUAAAAUACUAAUAUUAAUAUCUCGACCAAUGUUGUCGAGAAAUUUUUAUUGUAUUAAGAUAUUAUGUAUAGAAUGAAGUACACUUAACAAAUGAGUAACUAAAUGAAUAGAUAAAUAAACCCGUAGCACAAUACAUAGAGAGUUGAAACACUAAUACUUCAUACUGCAAUAUGUAUUUUUAUAUCCUUAUAUUGUAUUUUUUCAUCUUUUGCAAAGUUACCACUUAAAAGCACAACAGGAGGUAAAUAAGUGGAGAGUCAGAAAAAGAAAUGUUGUAAUAAAUGGCUCAGCAGGCAA